This is a messenger RNA of Xiphophorus hellerii (green swordtail), 1551 nucleotides long. RefSeq names its product pollen-specific leucine-rich repeat extensin-like protein 3. The coding region runs from base 1 to 738 and encodes 245 amino acids. The transcript is spliced from 2 exons. NCBI's taxonomy places the organism in Eukaryota, Metazoa, Chordata, Actinopteri, Cyprinodontiformes, Poeciliidae. The record is from RefSeq and is a predicted model, not a curated record.
AUGUCACGGUUUGUUUUAAAAACGUUCUGUAAGACUCGACAGGGUAUCUUGGUUCUUUACUACUUGUUUGAGUCAUUGACGCCUCACUGGCGUCAGAGAACCAGCUCUCAGCGUCGCUGCUGUCUGACACUUCCCUCCUCUCUCCAGCCAGCUUGCUGGCCUGCCUGCUGGCCUGUACAGCAGCCACCACAUUCCUCCUUUUGCUUCGCCUCUUCACCGGGGCAGAAGCCUCCACUUCCAUCACCUCCUCUGUCUCUCCCUCCAAUCCAGUUCCCAAAACCGACUCUACACUGUUCCUCCUUUCAUUCUGUCCUCCUACCUCCACCUCACCUAUCCCUCUCUGAUCCCCACACACUAAAUGCUCCUCACUGUCCUUCACCUCCUCCUGUCCUCCCUGCACACCGACAUUCUCUCCCUCCACACUUUCACCCUCACCACCAUUCACCCCAUCACUACACACCACCGUGCACCCCUCCGUUCCCACACACACACUCAUCCCACUGUCCACCACUGACACCUCAACAAUACCCUCUGCUGGUUCUACUGCAGCGGGUUCCUCCGCCGCCACCGCGGGUUCCCCCGCCGCAGCAGCGGGUUCCCCCGCAGCAGCCGCGGGUUCCCCCGCCGCAGCAGCGGGUUCCUCCGCCGCAGCAGCGGGUUCCUCCGCCGCAGCCGCGGGUUCCUCCGCAGCGGCAGCGGGUUCCCCCGCAGCAGCCGCGGGUUCCCCCGCUGCACUAACCUCACGAGGUGAGGCCCCCUCCUGCUCAGCAGCAGCGGGCUGCUGCUUCGCCGAACCCGGCGGGGCCGGCCCGGCCUUGUCUGGACACAUUUUUAUAAUGUGUCCCUCUUGUCCACAACCAAAACACUUCAUGUUGGAAGAAGUGGCAAACAACAUGUAAUCAAAAUCAUCUAUUUUAACAUGAAACCUCAAAUUUAGUUCUUCGUCUCGACGGUUUAAUAUCAUAAACAGUUGUCUUCUGUGCGAUACAACGUGUUUCAGUAACGGUGACUUACAGCCAGAUAAAACCUUCCUUAUCGGCGACACCACUUUACCGUGUCGUGACAACUCUUUUAUCAGAAACUCAUCGCUAAUAAAAGGAGGAACGUUUGAUAACAUUACCUUAGUUGCAGGUAAAGUUAAAGGCGAAACAUGUAAAAACAAGCCGUUGACAGACACGCCCGCUUCCACCAAACGCUGAGCCUGCUCCACUGUCUCCACAAACAACACCACCGCUCCAUUCAUCCGUGCUGCCGACCUAAUUGCCCCGUGCCCAAUCACCUCACCCACAGCUAAACAAACUUCCUCCACGCUGCACGGAGAACCAGCACCCACCUUGAUGCCGUUCUUCCGUGUCAGCGUGGAGAAAGACCCACCACCAACAACUACCAUGGCGUCCUAAGACGCCGGCCUGACGGCCACACCCGAACCCACAAAAACCCCUUAAAACGCGACGAAGCUAACACGAAAUUACAAAUAAACAAGUAACACAAACACCCAGUGAAAAAAAACAGUAAGAAAAAAACAAAGAUAGAAAAGAUUCAAUCACUCGC